Messenger RNA from Cyprinus carpio (common carp), 324 nucleotides. Its product is annotated as putative methyltransferase C9orf114. The record is from RefSeq and is a predicted model, not a curated record. Lineage: Eukaryota; Metazoa; Chordata; Actinopteri; Cypriniformes; Cyprinidae. The transcript is spliced from 4 exons. Bases 16 to 324 code for a protein of 102 amino acids.
CACACAAAUAACAGCAUGGCUGAUGAACCUCCAGCGAAGAUAAACAAACCGAAUAAACUUUCAAAUAAAGCGGGCGAAGAGAGAAUAAACUGGAGGAUAUGGAAAGAACAAAAGAAAGAAGAGAAGAGGCGAUGCAAAGAGAGCAAACUCAUCCAACAGCUGGAGAAGCAGAAGAGAGAAGAGGAGAAUAAGCAGCAGAUUCAGCAGGAAGAGAAGGAAAGUAAAGGAGCGUUGAGGGAGAGUUCAGAGGCGUUGGGCACAGUGAGUGCUGUCGCAAUCACAUUUCACACGCAUCUUGCAAAACCUCCACAUUUACACAUUUAG